UAAUCACGCAAGUUUUUUUUAGAGAGAGAAGAGAACACAAACAUACCAAGUCUUGGAAUCUCGUUUCGCGGUCCAUCAAACCACGAAUAACGAGGAACUAAUUUUUUCUUUCCUGUUUUAACCCUCCUCCUUCUCCUUCUUCUUCUUCCUAUUUUGUUCUUCUUCUUCUUCUUUUUAAUAAUAAAAAAAUCUUUUUUUUUUCUCUUUCUUUUUCUUUUGUUGUUGUUGUUUUGUUUGUGAUUUGUGUUGGGUUUUUGUUGAUAAUACACAUAAUUCCCUAUUUUAUAAUUAGUGUUCCUUUCUUGUACUGCUCCUUCUCUGCUAUGGAGAGAGAGAGAGAUUAGAAAGAGAGAGUCCAAAAAGAGCUCCAAAUUUCCAUGGAUGCUUCGAUCUUCUCCCUCCUCACUUUCAAACAGAUCUCAUUCUCAUAGAAAAAACCCAAUUCCCCAUUCCCCAUUCCCCAAUCCUCAUCCCCAUGUAAGAAACUUUUCCUUUUUCUCUAAUUAAACAAACCCCUUUACUUCAUUUUCUUUUAUAAUUUUCUUCCCUUUUUCUUUCUUUCUCCAUUCUCAUUUCUCUCACGUGUUUUCCUCUCAUCUUCGAUUUUUCGUUUAUGGGUAUUUCAGUUUAGUGUGCUAUUGACUCAUUCAUGCCUGCUUUUUCUUUCUCUACUUCGUAAUUCCAUUGCUUGAACAAUUUCUCAUCGUUUCUUUUUGUUGCUGUUUGCUAGACCAGGUUCAAUGGGUUUCGCUUGGGAUCCACCCCUUUUUAUUUUUGGGUUUACUGCAAUCAUUGUCAUUCUUAAUUUAAUUUAUUAAGUUUUCUUCUUCCUUUUUUUUUUUCGUUAAGACUGAUCUGGGGUUUCCCCCUUUUUUUUGGAUUCUUGUGUAGUGGGUGUUCGUUUUUUUUUCCUCACAUUUUCUUCCCGCAUAUAAUGCCGCGUUCUUGAGGCGAUUUCAUGGGUUGAACUGUGAGGAACAAUGGGUAGCGUUAGCGGAGAUGAAGAAUCCCCAUUUUUUGAUGCCCAAGAGAUCGAUGCUCCUUCGAUAUCUGAACCCAAUUGCGAUCGUAUUGAGGCGGCGGCCUUUGAUUCUCAUCCCAGAUUCAACAAUUGGGUCGAUGGGAGUUUGGUUUAUGAUGUAUGGAAUCGAAGCCCCAAGAGUGUUCAUGAACGUCGGAGGAAGUUUUUGAAAUGGAUGGGGAUGGGAUUAGAUCGAACUCCUCCAUAUCAUGUCAAUUCUCUGUCUCUCUGCAGUGAUUGGAGAGAAGGGGAUGUAUCCUCUGAUUUUGAAGAUGUGUUUUGCUCAGGAAGAUCUUCUAUGUCAUGUUGGUCUACUGAUGAUAUUGAACUUUCAGAGGUGACUUCAACCAAUACCAUUCUGUAUAGGGAUGAUGGGAUUAAGGGAGAAUGUGGCAGGAAAAAUGGGGAUCUUAAACCCUCUGUUCGGUUUGCUAUGCCUGCAGAGCUUGAGGAGACUUCUAGUUCCUCACCAACUUUCCAACAACUGAUGGAAAUGGAGGCUGAGAGAGCAAACAUUCCAUUGCAUUCAGCACGAAGAGUCAACAAACGUUGGCUUAAGAAAUUGCGAUCGGCAGCCUGCAUUUUUGAUAAGCAUGGUAAGUCAACAAGAUUGGUAGUUGAUGAUGAUUCGGCUGCAGGGUCGAGAGUUCGGAGGGUGAAAGUUCGCCAUUGCAAGAAGCAUUUGAAGGAACUAUCAGCCCUGUAUAUGGGACAAGAUAUCAAGGCACAUGAAGGUGCUAUUUUGACAAUGAAGUUUAGUCCUAAUGGACAGUAUCUUGCUACUGGUGGUGAUGAUGGGAUUGUUAAAUUGUGGCAAGUGAUUGAAGAUGAGAGAUCUAACGAAUCUGACAUCCCUGAAAUUGAUCCAUCCUGCAUUUACUUCACGGUGAAUCGUCUCUCCGAGUUAAAACCCCUGCUUGUGGAGAAAGAGAAGAUGGCUAACUCAAUGACCUUGAGGAAAACAUCGGAAUCAGCUUGUAUAAUUUUUCCACCUAAAAUCUUCAGGAUAUUGGAGACACCACUGCACGAGUUCCAUGGACAUUCUGGCGAUAUUUUGGAUCUCUCUUGGUCAAAAAACAAUUAUCUUCUGUCAUCAUCAAUUGAUAAGACUGUCCGACUUUGGCGAUUGGGAUCUGAUGAUUGUCUCAGAGUUUUUUCACAUAGUAAUUAUGUUACUUGUGUUCAUUUUAAUCCCAUGGAUGAAAAUUACUUUAUCAGUGGUUCAAUAGAUGGAAAGAUCCGCAUUUGGGGAGUUCCUUCUUGUCAAGUUGUUGACUGGAUUGACAUUAGGGAAAUUGUCACUGCAGUGUCUUAUCAUCCUGAUGGACGGGGAGGAAUUGUUGGCUCCAUUAAUGGUACUUGCCGCUUCUUUAAAGUAAUAGGUGACAGUAACCUGGAAUUAGACGGUGAAAUAUGUUUGUCCAGUAAGAAGAAGUCACCCAGUAAAAAGAUAACGGGGUUUCAGUAUUCUGCAGAAGAUUCAAGCAGAAUAAUGGUGAGCUCCGCUGAUUCUCGAAUCCGGAUUAUUCAAGGGCUUAAUGUGAUUCAGAAGUACAAGGGGCCAUGUAAUAUCGGAAACCAGAUGUCUGCAUCAUUUACCUCAGAUGGGAAACAUAUUAUCUCGGCUAGUGGGGAUUCUAAUGUGUAUGUAUGGAACUGCAGUUAUAAGAACGAGGCUGUUCUUUCCCCAUUGAAAAAGAUCAAGUCGUAUGAAUAUUUCUCUUCUAAUGCUUCCAUUGCGGUACCAUGGUGUGGUCUGAGAUCUAACACAGAGGUUGAUGGAAGACACUUUCCUGGCAUGCAAAGGAAUUUGUCUGACACUUUCCCGCUUCCAUCACCUGCAUUUUUCUCUUUGAGCCAAGAGUUAUUAGAAUCCUUCCCCAAGGGAUCCGCAACUUGGCCCGAGGAGAAGCUCCCAACUUCAAGCCUACUAACGAGACCAUCUAUGAUGCAUAAAUCUCGGUAUAAGUUUCUGAAAUUGUCUUGCCAAAAUACAUCAAGCUCUCAUGCAUGGGGUCUUGUCAUCGUGACUGCAGGAUGGGAUGGACGGAUCAGGUCGUUUCACAAUUACGGUUUGCCUGUACCUGUCUGAAAUUUCAGGUUUUUUCAAAAACAUGAAGUGAUUUCUUCAUAUUUUGGUGCCUCACAUGUUAGUGCCUCCUGGCUGAGUAAAAGCUACGAUGGAAGCCUGAUCUCAUUUUAGAUGAUCAACUAAUGUUAUCACCAGCUGCAAUAAAACAUAAUCAUAUGUGCUGAUAGAUGAUACGUUACCAUUUUUGGAAUUUCCUCGAGCAUCUAUAUAGAUUUUUCUGAUACUCUAGGGUCAGUUUAUGGAAAUGACAAUUGAUGGAAGAAGCUUCUCUGUAGAGGAAACGACUUCGAAUCAGCUAGUGGCCAAGGUUAGCUUACCUGGAUCCUCUUGUCAAUCAUCCUCUAGGCAGUUUAAUCAUAGACUUAGUAAUGUUCUGACGAGUAUUUGCUGCUGGCCAGUAACAAACAUGUGAAGUCAUUCAUGUAUUGGGGGAAAUAACACUGAUACGAGACGUUGUCUCGACGAUGCAGGUUACUGCAGGGCUUGGAGGACCUCUUACCUCUUGCCUUUUCUGCUCGAACGUGGUCAUGGAAAUCAAGAUUGGUGGUCUGAAUUCACUGAAGGAGAAUUGAUAUAUGCCAUUACAUCUUGUGGGCCAUUUUUGAUUGAUUUGAUAUUUUGACCAUUUCUACUUCUGCUUCGUAUCAAGAUGACGAGAGACAUGAGGAUUUGAGCGUGGGGCAAACAUAGUCAGUCAUUUUCAUCUGAUGAGACUUUACCUGCCAGGCUGGUCUUUGAAAUGAAAGAGGAGGAAAAAAAAAGUUUUUUUGUUUGCUUCUUGCUGCAUGUUUGCUGUAUCAUUACACACUAACACAAGUCUGCAGCGACCCUUUUGCUAACAGAGAUUAUAGGUUGUAUUAUUCUUACUUAUUUCAUUCAACAUCAUCUUUAGGUCAGGUGUUAUGAGCUUAAGCUAAGCUAUGUAGCAUCCUUCGAGUUCCAUCUGUUGUAAAUACAAGCUCUCUGUGCAGGAGGCUUAUGCUUUUCUUUUUCCCCCUUCUCUUGUAAAAGAUGUUCUAUAGAAGCCACCAUAGAAUUGAAAGUUUAAACAGAUUGAGAACAUUUGAAGUUUA
This is a messenger RNA of Benincasa hispida (wax gourd), 4186 nucleotides long. RefSeq lists its product as uncharacterized. The record is from RefSeq and is a predicted model, not a curated record. Gene Ontology annotation, molecular function: protein binding. Lineage: Eukaryota; Viridiplantae; Streptophyta; Magnoliopsida; Cucurbitales; Cucurbitaceae.